Molecule: messenger RNA, 1751 nt
Organism: Erinaceus europaeus (western European hedgehog)
Lineage: Eukaryota; Metazoa; Chordata; Mammalia; Eulipotyphla; Erinaceidae
Gene: AAMP
Product: angio associated migratory cell protein
Exons: 11
Coding region: 82-1392 (436 amino acids)
Cellular component (GO): cytosol
Molecular function (GO): protein binding
Source: RefSeq, a predicted model, not a curated record
GGCUCGAGUUCCGCGUCGUCGCGCAGAGCCGACUCUGGGAGGCGUUUGGGCCCGGAGAAGUGGAUCUGCUGCUUUCGCCGCAUGGAGUCCGAAUCGGAAAGCGGGGCCGCCGCUGACACCCCCCCGCUGGAGACCCUCAGCUUCCAUGGUAAUGAAGAGAUCAUCGAGGUGGUAGAACUGGAUCCCGGCCCUCCGGACCCGGCAGAUGAUCUGGCCCAGGAGAUGGAAGAUGUGGACUUUGAGGAGGAGGAAGAAGAGGAAGAGGGCAACGAGGAGGGCUGGGUGCUGGAACCCCAGGAAGGGGUGGUUGGCAGUAUGGAGGGGCCCGAUGACAGCGAAGUCACCUUUGCCUUGCACUCAGCUUCUGUGUUUUGUGUGAGCCUGGACCCUAAGACUAACACCUUGGCGGUGACGGGGGGCGAGGAUGACAAAGCCUUCGUGUGGAGGCUGAGCGACGGGGAGCUGCUCUUUGAGUGUGCAGGCCAUAAAGAUUCGGUGACCUGUGCUGGCUUCAGCCAUGAUUCUACUUUAGUGGCCACUGGGGACAUGAGUGGCCUCUUGAAAGUGUGGCAGGUGGACACCAAAGAGGAAGUCUGGUCCUUUGAAGCCGGAGACCUGGAGUGGAUGGAGUGGCACCCGCGGGCACCUGUCCUCCUGGCGGGCACAGCUGAUGGCAACACCUGGAUGUGGAAGGUCCCAAAUGGUGACUGUAAGACGUUCCAAGGCCCCAACUGCCCAGCCACCUGUGGUCAAGUGCUUCCUGAUGGGAAGAGAGCAGUGGUGGGUUAUGAAGAUGGCACCAUCAGGAUCUGGGACCUGAAGCAGGGAAGCCCUAUCCAUGUGCUGAAAGGCACUGAGGGGCACCAGGGCCCGCUUACAUGUGUGGCCACCAACCAGGAUGGCAGCCUGAUCCUGACGGGAUCCGUGGACUGUCAGGCCAAGCUGGUCAGCGCCACUACUGGCAAGGUGGUGGGCGUUUUCAGGCCUGAGACUGUGGCCUCCCAGCCCAGCCUGGGUGAAGGGGAGGAGAGUGAGUCCAACUCAGUGGAGUCCUUGGGCUUCUGCAGUGUGAUGCCUCUGGCAGCUGUCGGUUACUUGGAUGGGACCCUGGCCAUCUAUGACCUGUCCACACAAACCCUCAGGCACCAAUGCCAGCACCAGUCAGGCAUCGUGCAGCUGCUGUGGGAGGCAGGCGCAGCUGUGGUCUAUACCUGCAGCCUGGAUGGUGUGGUGCGCCUCUGGGAUGCCCGCACCGGCCGCCUGCUCACUGACUACCGUGGCCACACAGCUGAGAUCCUGGACUUUGCCCUCAGCAAAGAUGCUUCACUGGUGGUGACCACAUCGGGAGACCACAAAGCAAAAGUCUUUUGUGUCCAGAGACCUGACCGCUAACGGCCUGUAUUUGUCCCAUGUCUGGGCUGGAGGGGAGCCUGCCCGCCCCCCAGCAGAGGCCUAGAGUUCAAGGGGAGAGGCAGGGAGGGCUUCAGACCACUUUCCAAAUCCCUCUAGUCACCCCCUUGCUAUCGUGUCUUCCUGGAGACCCUCCCCCCCACUUCUCCCCUGCCCGCCCACCCAGUGGGUCCCUCUGUCUCUUUCACUGUCCUCUCUGCUGGUGUGAGCCACAGGGGGCAGGGGGUGUGGCAGAGUAGGCCUGAGGUUCCCGUUCUUUCCCUUCCCGAGUUUGGGGGCGGAAAGGAGGAAGAGAGAUUAGUUACAGAUUUAAGAGAUGUAAAUAAAAUAUACUUCCCAGA